AGGCGGGCCCGGCGGUUCCGGAACAUGGCGGAAGGUGAAGGCUGGCGGCCGCCGCGCCCGUGCGAGGCCUACCGCGCGGAGUGGGAGCUCUGCCGCAGCGCCGGGCACUUCCUGCGCCACUACUACGUCCACGGCGAGCGGCCGGCCUGCGGGCAGUGGCGGCGCGACCUGGCCAGCUGCCGCGAGUGGGAGGAGCGCCGCAGCGCCGAAGCCCAGCGGUCCCUGUGUGAAAGCGAGCGGGCCAGAGUUCGGGCUGCACAGAAGCAUGGCCUGGUGUGGGCGCCCAGGCAGAGCCCCCCAGAAGACUGGCACCUCCCUCUGCCUGAGGACAAGGACGGGUGACCGACCCAAACAGUCCAGAGGGCCCCUGGGAGCUUCCACCUAGCCUGGGACGUGGAGCCCUUGCCUCCAGCCUCGCCUGCCCUGCCGUCACCACCAGGCUUGGAGCCGGUCCACCCAGCAUGCAGUGUCCCUGUGGGCAGCCAGGGAGGCUGUCCCAAGGGCUGGGCUCCUCAGACGAACCCUCCAGGGGCAGCUGUGACCCGUGGGGACACUUGGGGGGGAAUGAGGUGGCCCCCCCACCAGCCCUGCUCUGGUGGCCACCACGCACCUCGGUCCUCUCCCGCCACGGCCACUCACUGCUCCUUCCCUCGGAAUUUCACCCAGUCGUUUUUAGAAAACGUGGAUUAUAUCAAAAGACAUUUCACAGGUUUGAUUCCAAAUAGAAACUGUAAAUUACAUCCAGGUUUUAAUAUUGAAAGAGUUAGAGGCAGGCAGUGUUAGAAUUUUGUACAUUCUUGCAGAUGCUUUUAAAAUACAUGUCCUUGAACCAAGGAGAACCCUC
Budorcas taxicolor (takin) is the source of this 844-nucleotide messenger RNA. It is a transcript of the gene C17H22orf39, whose product is annotated as chromosome 17 C22orf39 homolog. NCBI's taxonomy places the organism in Eukaryota, Metazoa, Chordata, Mammalia, Artiodactyla, Bovidae. The record is from RefSeq and is a predicted model, not a curated record. Bases 25 to 342 code for a protein of 105 amino acids. The transcript has 3 exons.